AAGAAGAUUGCUCGCCGGAAACGGGGAUUCUAUUCAUGUCUUCCACUUCGUUUUCCUCCGGUGGAGCAAAAUCCGGCAGCAAAUCAUCGGAAAAAUCGAAAGCGCUCAUCAGAUUAUCACAAUCCGCAACUCUCGAACAACUGGACUGAAGGGGUUCCCUUGAGAUCUGGCCGCGGCCCAAUACAGAAGGCCCAGGCCCAUCUAAAUGGUCCGGCCCAGCGACGUAAUUCCAGGCCAAUAUCCUCUGCAUUUUACCCAAUUCCAAAUUGGCAUCGAAUAUCGCAUCGGAAGCGGCUAAUAGGGCCGGCGGCGAAAAUCCCGGCCAAAACCGGACAAUUCCGCGUUGUUCUCCGGCUCAAUUUUCCGAAUCUCUCGGUUCACGGCGGUGCGGCUGUAAUUCCCCAUAAAACCGGCGGGCGGCGGCGGCGGGUCGGCGUCCAGGGCGUCGAUGGCGGCUUUGGCCUCCCUCAUGAGCCAGUCGAUGGCCUUGCUCGGCCGGUCGUAGCCGAGCCGGUCCUGGACGUCAACUGGAUGGCGGUCCCGGGUGACAGCCUCACGCGCCGGUCGCGCGUCCCCCUGGCGGUGCAGACCUUGCUGUGCCGGUCCUUCCGGCCAGCCGACCGGACGACGCUUGCGCCGGCCGGGUCCGGCUUUUUUCUCCUCUUCGCCUUCGGCAUUUGGGACGACAAUGUUCGGGAU
Messenger RNA from Striga asiatica, 699 nucleotides. The record is from the annotation of a GenBank genome assembly. Lineage: Eukaryota; Viridiplantae; Streptophyta; Magnoliopsida; Lamiales; Orobanchaceae.